Molecule: messenger RNA, 2638 nt
Organism: Phalacrocorax carbo (great cormorant)
Lineage: Eukaryota; Metazoa; Chordata; Aves; Suliformes; Phalacrocoracidae
Source: RefSeq, a predicted model, not a curated record
CGCCCUCGGCCGCACCUCCGGCGGCGGGCGGGGCCGGCGGCGCGCUGGGCGCCGCCAUGCGAUUUCGGGCUAAAAUCGUGGACCUCGCUUGCCUUAACCACUUCAGUCGUGUCGUUAACACAAUCGCCAAGUUAGCCAAGAUCUGCACCCUGCGCCUUACCGUCAGCAAGCUGUAUUUCAUCCUCUCCGAUAAAGUGGCGAAUGGAGGCGUCAGCAUGUGGUGUGAGCUGUGCCAGGGGAAUGUCUUCGAUGAAUUUCAGAUGGAAGGAGUAGCUUUGGAGCACAAUGAAAUCUAUUUAGAGCUGGUGCCCGAGAACCUGUCGAGAGCAUUAAAAACUGCCCAGAGUGCUAAGGCAGUGAAGAUCAAGUUGACUAACAAACACUGUCCCUGUCUCAGAGUUUCUGUGGAGCUGCCAUCCUUUUCAAGCAGCAGUAGGAUUGUGACACAUGACAUUCCUGUGGGGGUUAUUCCCAGAAGAUUAUGGAAUGACUUCAGAGAGCCCAGUGUGCCAGACUUUGAUGUCAGUAUUUACCUGCCAGUGCUGAAAACAAUGAAGAGUGUUGUGGAGAGAAUGAAGAAUCUCAGCAAUUCCAUUGUGAUUGAAGCAAACUUGAGUGGAGAAAUGAACUUGAAAAUAGAAACUGACUUAGUAUGUGUAACAACACAUUUUAAAGACUUGGGAAAUCCUCCUUGGGCAUCAGAGGAUGGAUGUCAAAGUUCUGCUGAAGGCAGAGAUCUGGAAAGCAUGGCUGAGGCACGCAUAGACAUCAAGAAGCUGCAGCAGCUGCUUGCUGGACAGCAGGUCAAUCCCACAAAAGCAUUGUGCAAUAUUGUAAGUAAAAGAAUUGUCCACUUCAUCUUGCUACACGAGGAUGUUUCACUUCAGUAUUUUAUUCCGGCACUUGCCUGAAUGUUUUGGAAUCUGGGUCAUUUUCUGACCUGAGGCCUUUCCACAAAGUCUGAAAACAUUCAUGAGUUGCUGGAGUACUCUCAUGUGACAUGCUGUUAGAUGCAGCCAUCAGAUGGACAUUAUUUAUGUAUUUGUAAUCACUUCCUCCAGAAGGCCAUUUUUGUGAAGAGUUACAUGCUACAAAAGGCACACUGCUGGGGAGUUGGCAUAUCCGAGUGUUAUGGGGAGCAAAAUUGAAAUUUGUACGUGCUUUUGGGAUACUUUGAGCUGUGGGGAAGGCAAUGUAAUUUUUUUCUUUCUCGUCAGCAAACAUAAAGGGAGAAGUGACCUCUGGAGCUGCUGCUGUAUUGGACAGUGCAGCUCCAAGUUAAGGGAUAUCUGAGCAAGCUGUUGUACCUCCAUGGAGCAGGAGAGCCCUGUGGAAGGUUGACAGAUUGGUGUUUGCCUGGGCAGGUGAGCACAGCCCUCCUGAAGUGGUGCUGGAUAGACAAUGAUGUAUAUGGACUCGAUGCUGCUGCAUGCUGUGCAGCAGAAAUGUGUCUGAGGCUGAUGAGCUUCCUGUGGCUGCCAGCAUGUAACAGGAUGAAACAUGCUAAGGAGCACCAACAGCUCAGCAGCAUCUGUUUGCACCUGGCUAUAUCUUUUGAUCUGACUUGCUCCAACAUACCUCAGUAGUUCUGUUAGUUCUUGAACUGAUGUGUUUAGCUCUUGGUCUGAGAGGAUGAGAUAAACAGUCUGAAUUAGCCUUGUUAAUGUGGGCAGUGAAGGUCUCUAUGUACAGAAUUAGUAUCCUAUGAGGACAUGUGUGAACACAACAAUUGGUGUGAAAUAAAGGACAUGUUAUCUGAGGAGGACAUUUUUUCCCCCUUUCCAGAUGGAAAGCACUGUCAAGAGCAUGACUAAGUUGCACUGACAGGAGCACUGCCCCUGCUUCUAAUUCUUGGUUAUCUUCUGAGGUCUUUUCCUCCUUAUUCCAUGUAUGACUCUAUUUGUUACCCAGCCAUGUUCCAUAUAGCCUUUGGUAUUCCACAGGGUUUUGAAUAUCUUGUGGAACUUCUUGUUUUAGAAAUACUGAAUGAGUCUUUGCUGCAAAACAGGACUGGAAAUUUCUGCUAGGCAGCAACUCUUGUCAUGGUCAGAAGUGUUGGAUUUGUUUGUUUUUCCCAAGGGCCAUUGAGGUUAAGGGAGCAAUUAAUCUUUCUGUUCUUGAAGAUGCAAAUGGUCAAGAGAAGGCUGAAGGAGAGGCAGUGGCCUGGGAAUGUUAGCUUCUUUGCCUUCUUCCACCAUUGCUAUCAGAGUAACCAGAAAUCAUCUUCCAAACCCUGUUAGUUUUCAUGGACAACUGCAGUUGCCCCCAAAAUUGGUGUAAGAUGAAAACAGCUGUAUACCAGGUUACAGUAAUUGCAUUUUUUUUAAGAGGUAUGUGGUAAAUAUUCCUGGGUUUUUUCUUGAGGAGGGGGAAAACUGUUGAAGUAUGAUACAGAGUAUGCACUAGACAGUAGGUUUUGAAAUAUUUGGAUUUUCUUCUUUAAAAAUGCAUUCUGUAUAACCUGAUGGAAAUGGCUUUUUCUGAUCUAGCAUAAAAAUUAGUAAUAAUGGCCUCAGCUGUGUGGGCUCUGAUUGUUAUUUUUAAAAAGAAGUCAGAAGUUAUAAUUGCAAGAAAAUGUGUUUGGUGUGGUUUUUUUUUUUAAUAAAUAAAAGCAGGGGUACUGCUGCUACAGGUCAGU